Molecule: messenger RNA, 721 nt
Organism: Mobula hypostoma (lesser devil ray)
Lineage: Eukaryota; Metazoa; Chordata; Chondrichthyes; Myliobatiformes; Myliobatidae
Gene: mrpl51
Product: mitochondrial ribosomal protein L51
Exons: 4
Coding region: 325-702 (125 amino acids)
Biological process (GO): translation
Cellular component (GO): mitochondrial large ribosomal subunit
Molecular function (GO): structural constituent of ribosome
Source: RefSeq, a predicted model, not a curated record
GCAGCAGGGGAACCGCUGUGUUUUGCAAAUUGGAUAGAUCGCGCCCUCCCGCACCCACUCGGGCGGCGGGGAGGACCCGCUGAACGCUGCAAAAUGAAAUUCAACUCGCCCUCCCGCACGGUCCAGCGACGGGACCAGGGCCCGAGAACCUCCGGCGUUGGCGAGAUUAAAUUUUAACGCCGCCGCCCGCGCCGCCGAGGCGGCGACUUCGGAGAGCGCGCCUGCGCGGUGGGCUUGACCGCACCCCCGGCCGGCAGGGGGCGGUGUCGGCGGAGGGAGUCUGCGCGGGAUCGGCGCACUUCCGGGUUCCUUCGCGGUUCUGGGAUGAAUGCCUUCGCUCGUUGGUGUUGGGGGACAGUGAGACCCCUCCAUCCCCUGCUCAACACAGUCUACACCGUGGUUCCCAGGUAUAUCAGGACACACUCGAUCCCGUCUCCAAAAGUUGUGGAUCGCUGGAAUGAGAAACGGGUUAUGUUUGGCAUGUACGACAACAUAGGAAUUCUCGGGGAUUUUAAGGUGCACCCCCGGGCCCUGAUCCGGGGCCCCAGCUGGCUGCGGGGCUGGAAGGGGAACGAGCUCCAGCGCUGUCUCCGCAAGCGGCGGAUGGUGGGGCCGCGGAUGUUCGAGCACGACAAGCACCUGCUGGACAAACGCAUCAAGUACUUGUGCAGGGCCUUUAACCGCAUCGGCAAGAUGCGAUGAAUAAAGGCACCGGCCCGUC